Scylla paramamosain (green mud crab) is the source of this 2000-nucleotide messenger RNA. RefSeq names its product transcription factor Jun-like. Gene Ontology annotation, molecular function: DNA-binding transcription factor activity, RNA polymerase II-specific; transcription factor binding; RNA polymerase II cis-regulatory region sequence-specific DNA binding. The record is from RefSeq and is a predicted model, not a curated record. Lineage: Eukaryota; Metazoa; Arthropoda; Malacostraca; Decapoda; Portunidae. Gene Ontology annotation, biological process: regulation of cell cycle; regulation of transcription by RNA polymerase II; regulation of cell population proliferation. Gene Ontology annotation, cellular component: transcription regulator complex.
UGCAAGAUGACUCAUUCGGGAGAAAGACACGGGAGGGAGAGCACGCACGCCCGUCUCCCCGCACAUACGCGUUAUCCCUUCACCUAAGUGCCUAGGAGUGUGCCAGUCGUGCCAUUAGGUGCACGCGUGUAUCUGAACGUAGUGACACAAGCUAUGGAGGCAAGCAUGUACGAGGACGGCUCCUACAACAACUAUUCCCGGGAGAGUGUGUCACAGAUGAAGAGAAGGUUAACUCUCGAUCUGACCAGCCGCCCCAGCAAGAGGCAGCGGGGCACCACCACCACCACCGCCAACUUCAACCCGCUGCUCACCUCCCCGGACCUCAACCAGCUGAAGCUCGCCUCGCCUGAGCUGGAGAGGAUAAUAAUGCAGCAAAGCGGGGCGGCCAUUCUAGGUGGCAGCGCGGCAGCCAUCUCAGCGGCCCCAGCUACCACCACCACCGCCACCACGGCCACCACACAGAGUUUUUUCAAAACCACCACAGCGGAGGAAGAAGAGUUCGUCAAGGGCUUCGAGGACAGCCUAGAGCAGUUACACCACCAAGACUCCCUGCAUUCCACCUCCAACCUGCAGUACACACAGCUAGAGGUCCCAGCGGCGUCAUCCACCCAGACACACCCCGCGCCGCUCCUCCCCCCGCAGAUCAAGGAGGAGCCCCAGACCGUCCCUAGCGUUGGGUCCCCGCCGCUGUCCCCGAUCAACAUGGAGUGCCAGGAGAGAAUCAAGCUGGAGAGAAAGCGGCUGCGUAACAGGAUUGCCGCCUCGAAGUGCCGCCGUAGGAAGCUGGAGAGGAUCAGCCGCCUGGAGGAGAAGGUGCGUCUGCUGAAGGGGGAAAAUGUGGAGCUACAGAACGUGGUUAACAGAUUACGUGACCAGGUGUGUUCACUCAAGCAGGAGGUCAUGGAUCACGUGAAUUCAGGUUGCCAGAUACCCUUCGUCACCACCAACCAGUGAUGACCUGACCACCAGCCCCUCACCUCACCAUGACCUCUCUCUCUCUCCCUCUCCCGUGUGUUCUUGUUGGGUCAUGACCUUAAGUGACCUAUCGUGAUCUUUCCCUGUUUUACGGUGCUAAAUUUACCUGACCUCACCUAACCUGACCUGAGCAAGACACUCCAGGGAGCUUGACCCCCUCCCCUCUCCACCACCACCACCACCACCUCCCCCUGCCCCGACCAGAGGACACCACGCCCCCCUGUGCCCCACCCCUACCAAAUUGCCCGUCCCCCCUUGGAUGUAUGGGGGGGCGGGGGGUGUAUAAUAACGGGGGCUCUAGUCAAAACCUCUUGCUCUUCUUCCCGCCCCCUCCUCCUGCCCCCCCCCCCCCCCGCUGUGAUAGUGCCCGCGCUCUUGCGUUCACACACACACACACACACGAGUGGUGAAAUAUGUAUGUGCGUGUGUAUGCUUGGAAAUAUACGCACACAUACACACAUACACACACACACACACACAUACACACACACAUAUAAAGUGAUGAAAGAAAUAUAUAUAUGUAUAUUAUGCGCGUGUGUACGUGGAAAAAAUACACACACAAACUUACAUAAGAGUGAUGCAAAUACACACACACACACACACACACACACACACACACACACACACACACACACACACACACACACACACAAGUGAUGAAAUAUAUAUAUGUCCGUGAGUGUACGUGAUGCAAACAAACAAACACACACACACACACACACACACACACACACACACACACACACACACACACACACACACACACACACACACACACACACACAGCAAUGAACACUUUUUUAUAGAUAUGUCAGUCUGUAUGUAUGUAUGUACUAUGUAUGAUAUAUAUAUAGUUAUGUAUAUUUUAUAUGCAAGAAAAUACAACAAAGAAAGUAACAAAAAUAUAUAAAAAAUACAAAUAAAAUGAUUUUCUUAUGCAAUACCUUGUGUCAAGCGAUAAUUCUUUUGUAUUCAAGAAAAUAUUGUUUUUUUCUUAUUUAUAUAUAAAUAAAAAAAUGACGAAA